Molecule: messenger RNA, 845 nt
Organism: Corticium candelabrum
Lineage: Eukaryota; Metazoa; Porifera; Homoscleromorpha; Homosclerophorida; Plakinidae
Product: rab-like protein 6
Exons: 6
Coding region: 191-532 (113 amino acids)
Cellular component (GO): cytosol; nucleus
Molecular function (GO): GTP binding
Source: RefSeq, a predicted model, not a curated record
CGAUGGAGACCCCUAUAGGACCACGCCCCUUUCUGUUGUGCGACCCGGAUUAGAAGCCUCGCUACGCUCGGCAAAAAUGACGACUGUAGCACAUGAUGUGAUCCCAUUUUCCAACUGUUGAGGCUCUGAACGAGAUUCUCGCCGUCUAAUGCAAUACAUGUCGUAGCGCGCUUUACGACAAUUUCCAAUCAUGGGUAAUGAGCAGGGAAAGGUUAGCGGAAGCGUGCCAGCCGGCAUGCAAGCUAUAGGACAGCGUUUACAACGCCGGUUCGCAAGAGGUGUUCAAUACAACAUGAAAAUUGUUAUCAAAGGCGACAGAAAUACCGGCAAAUCAUGUCUGCUUAGAAGGCUGCAAGGUGGUACAUUCAAAGAAGAAUAUCUACCUAGCAAAGAGAUACAGGUGGCGAAUAUUCAAUGGAAUUACAGAGCUACUGAUGACAUUGUGAAGGUUGACGUCUGGGAUGUAGUUGAUAAAGUGAUGGACAACCUCUUUCUGAUUUCUUUCGUGACUCUACCGCGUCGUUUUGAGUAAUGAUUUAACAUUGAGACUUGACAGACGUCAAAUGCGGGUAGAAACGUGUGUACGUAAUCUAUGAUGCGUGUUCUGUGUGGUACGCACUUACCAAAUGGUUUGAUUUGUACCUCUUGAAUACUUUCUAGAAAGUGUGGCGUCUAAGGAAUGAAAGGACCCUAGGUAGCAAGUAGAUAAAGUUCUGUUAAUUAAUACAAUUAAUCAAUGUUGUAAUAAUAUAAUUGAGUAUUACUAUUAAAAAUGGUGUACACAAUGAAAAUGAAAUUGAACAGCAAGUGGUAGUGUAUCCUGGAGCAUUACACACAAGAGUACA